Molecule: messenger RNA, 2275 nt
Organism: Euleptes europaea (tarantolino)
Lineage: Eukaryota; Metazoa; Chordata; Lepidosauria; Squamata; Sphaerodactylidae
Gene: TLK2
Product: tousled like kinase 2
Exons: 21
Coding region: 2-2257 (751 amino acids)
Biological process (GO): peptidyl-serine phosphorylation; intracellular signal transduction; chromosome segregation
Cellular component (GO): nucleus
Molecular function (GO): protein serine/threonine kinase activity; ATP binding
Source: RefSeq, a predicted model, not a curated record
UAUGAUGGAAGAAUUGCAUAGCCUGGACCCACGACGGCAGGAACUGCUUGAGGCCAGGUUCACUGGAGCAGGCGUCGCAAAGGGUCCAUUAAACAGUGAAUCUUCCAAUCAGAGUUUGUGCAGUGUGGGCUCUCUAAGUGAUAAGGAAUUGGAGACUCCGGAAAAAAAACAGAAUGAUCAGCGCAACAGGAAGAGGAAAGCAGAGCCCUUCGAGACCAGUCAAGGCAAAGUUGUCACUCCGAGGGGGCAUAAAAUUAGUGAUUAUUUCGAGUUUGCUGGGGGAAGCGGCCCUGGAACGAGCCCUGGGAGAAGCGUGCCACCUGUCGCACGGUCAUCACCACAGCAUUCCUUAUCAAAUUCCUUACCUCGGCGAGUGGAGCAGCCGCUUUACGGGGUAGAGAGCGGCGCAGCCAAGGAACUGCCGGAGGAGCAUUCUGCUCUGCCAACGCUGGUGUCGGCGAUGCUGGCGAAGCAGCGGCUAGAGGGCGAGCAGCUGGCCCAGAGAGCCGUAAGCCUCUGUUUCCCAUUUACUGCGGCCCAGCAGGGCAGCCCUUCCUCAACAAGUUCAGGGAACACAGAGCAUUCCUGCACCUCCCAAAAACAGAUUUCCGUCCAGCAUAAACAGACACAGUCUGAUCUCACAGUGGAGAAAAUAUCUGCACUAGAAAACAGUAAAAACUCUGAUUUGGAAAAGAAAGAAGGAAGAAUAGAUGACUUACUAAGAGCAAACUGUGACUUGAGGCGGCAGAUAGACGAACAACAGAAAAUGCUUGAGAAGUACAAAGAACGGUUGAAUAGAUGUGUAACAAUGAGCAAGAAGCUCCUUAUAGAAAAGUCAAAGCAAGAAAAGAUGGCGUGCCGAGACAAGAGCAUGCAGGAUCGGCUGCGGCUGGGUCACUUUGCCACAGUCCGGCAUGGGGCCUCUUACACCGAGCAGUGGACGGAUGGUUACGCUUUCCAAAACCUCAUCAAGCAACAGGAGAGGAUAAAUUCCCAGAGGGAAGAGAUAGAAAGGCAGAGGAAGAUGCUAGCGAAGCGGAAGCCACCUGCCAUGGGGCAGGCCCCUCCGACGAGCAAUGAGCAGAAGCAGCGCAAGAACAAGACCAAUGGAGCAGAAAACGAGGCAUUAACGCUAGCAGAAUAUCACGAACAAGAAGAAAUCUUCAAGCUCCGGCUAGGUCAUCUUAAAAAGGAAGAAGCAGAGAUCCAGGCAGAACUGGAGCGGCUAGAGAGGGUUAGAAAUCUACAUAUCAGGGAAUUAAAAAGGAUUCAUAAUGAAGAUAACUCACAAUUUAAAGACCAUCCAACACUAAACGACAGAUACUUGUUGCUACAUCUUCUGGGCAGAGGGGGUUUUAGUGAGGUAUAUAAGGCAUUCGAUUUAACAGAACAGAGGUAUGUAGCGGUAAAAAUUCACCAGUUAAACAAAAACUGGCGGGAUGAGAAGAAAGAGAACUACCACAAGCAUGCAUGUAGAGAAUACCGAAUCCAUAAAGAGCUGGAUCAUCCUCGUAUAGUUAAGCUGUAUGACUACUUUUCGCUGGAUACCGACUCGUUUUGUACGGUGUUAGAAUAUUGUGAGGGGAACGACCUGGACUUCUACCUGAAGCAGCACAAGCUAAUGACUGAAAAGGAAGCCCGUUCUAUAAUCAUGCAAAUUGUGAAUGCUUUAAAAUAUUUAAACGAAAUCAAGCCACCCAUUAUCCACUACGAUCUUAAGCCAGGUAACAUCCUGUUGGUGAACGGUACUGCGUGUGGGGAGAUCAAGAUCACUGACUUCGGCCUCUCCAAGAUCAUGGACGAUGAUAGCUAUAACUCUGUCGACGGCAUGGAGUUGACGUCACAAGGGGCUGGCACUUACUGGUAUCUGCCGCCCGAGUGUUUUGUGGUUGGAAAAGAGCCUCCAAAGAUUUCAAAUAAAGUUGACGUCUGGUCAGUGGGUGUAAUCUUCUACCAGUGCCUCUAUGGCAGAAAGCCUUUUGGACACAACCAGUCACAACAAGACAUUCUGCAGGAGAACACAAUCCUUAAAGCUACAGAAGUGCAGUUCCCUCCCAAGCCCGGAGUCACACCAGAAGCAAAGGCAUUUAUCAGGCGCUGCUUGGCAUACCGAAAAGAGGACCGGAUAGACGUCCAGCAAUUGGCAUGCGACCCCUACUUGCUUCCUCACAUCCGCAAAUCCGUAUCCACGAGCAGCCCAGCCGGAGCUGCCAUCGCCUCCACCUCUGGAUCCUCUAAUAACAGCUCUUCAAACUGAGCAGGGACAAUAGGUCUG